This is a messenger RNA of Eleginops maclovinus (Patagonian blennie), 2950 nucleotides long. It is a transcript of the gene armc1, whose product is annotated as armadillo repeat containing 1. Gene Ontology annotation, molecular function: metal ion binding; protein binding. The record is from RefSeq and is a predicted model, not a curated record. The transcript is spliced from 7 exons. Bases 326 to 1156 code for a protein of 276 amino acids. NCBI's taxonomy places the organism in Eukaryota, Metazoa, Chordata, Actinopteri, Perciformes, Eleginopidae.
GUAGUAAGUGUCUUUUGGCAAACACUAAUAUUAGUAUGUUUUGCUUCCUGAAGUGUAUUGAUUUCGUAAGAAGUAACUCGUGUGAUGAAAUGUCAUGAUUUGACACUUUGUUUUCCUCAGCAUGCUAAGCUAUGUAUACUUUACUGUGAAACCACAGUCCUAUCAGUAACUUAUCAGGAGUCCCUUAUCAGUCAGAUUGUGCAGGACCACAGUGCAGAGGCUAUUGUUUAUAAAAGGCACCGAAACUCAAGCACAUCAUUCAAAUGUGCUCUCAGCAGAGUGAAGAGGUUGGUUUGAUGUGCAUGGCAUCAGGAUAAGAGGCACCAUGAGUGCGGAGCUGGAUGCCCUGACCGUGGUGAACCAGCUGCGAGAUCUCGCUGCGGACCCCCUGAACCGAAGAGCCAUCGUAGAAGACCAAGGCUGUCUGCCGGGCCUGAUCCUGUUCCUGGACCACCCUAACCCACAGGUCGUCUAUUCGGCAUUAUUGGCCGUGCGCUACCUGGCAGAAUGUCGAGCCAACAGGGAGAAGAUGAAGGGCGAGCUGGGCAUGAUGCUGAGCUUGCAGAAUGUCAUGCAGAAGAGUACGUCGCCCGGGGAGACCAAGCUGCUGGCCUCUGAGAUCUAUGAGAUCCUGCAGGUGGCGGGUAAAGAGGAGGCGGAGCAGGCGGAGGCGGCGGCUGCGUCCUGCCAGCGCAAAGCCCAGUUCUUCCUGGGCUCCAGCAACAAGAGGGCCAAGACCGUGGUGCUGCACAUCGACGGGCUGGACGACUCUUCUCGGAGGAGCCUUUGUGAGGACGCGCUGCUGAAGAUUCGAGGAGUGAUCAGCUUUACCUUCCAGAUGGCCGUCAAGAGAUGUGUAGUCAGGAUCCGCUCCGACCUCAAAGCUGAGGCGUUGGGCACAGCAAUCAACUCCACCAAAGUGAUGACGGCUCAGCAGGUGGUGCGGACGGAGAAUGGAGCCGAGAGGAUCUUGCCGUUCAGCGAGGACUCAGAGGAGCUGGUGGAGGUGAACGAAGACAUCCCAGACUACCUGCCUGAGGAGGAGAGCCCGUCCCAGGAGCAGGACAAGGCGGUGACACGCGUGGGCUCCAUCACAGACGGCAUGGGCUGGCUCAACACGGCCGCCAACUUCCUGACCCGCUCCUUUUACUGGUGACCACUUCCUGUCUCUCUCUCUGCUCCUCUAUUUCCUCUAAAGUACCAUCCAGCUGCAGCCUUAGUGUCUCCCAGCCUCGGACUAAGCCAACACUAGCGUAGCCCCCACCACCACCACCACCUCCGCUAAGCACACCACGAGCGUGCAACAAGUGCUGGACUGCCGAGGGGAACCUGCAAUAACUUUAACUUGUGUAUAUUUCCAGCUACAUCCCACUACUGCAGGCUUUAAUGUGCACAACUUGCUGCGUAUGUAUCUCACCAGACAUAGCCAGAGGACGACAGAACGUACCAAACUGAAUUCUGGACAUAUUUAAUUGAGGCUGAUUCAUUAGAAAUUGGGAGUUCCUUUUUUUUUGUGUGCAUGAUUUUCUUGGUUGCUUUCCCUCAUCGCGUCUGCUCCCUUUCCAUUUGACUUUACAUAUUUUUCAGUCUAUUCUUUUCCCCUGCAGUUUUAUUUAGCAUGCUUUUCGUCUUUUGUGCCAAUCUUUGCCUGAUGCCUAGCUCUGUGAUUAUUGUGCGUGCCUUUUUGACAUUUUACUUUAGCUCUAUAUAUAUAUUUAAUAUUGUUUUUUUCAUCAUUCGUUUAAAUAAUUUGAGAGUCGUGUCCGGUGUAACAGCUGUGCGGGGCAGCUUUUAGCUUAGCGUGGGACGUCUCCUCAGUAGAAAUAGUAAAGUAGACCCCAGCAGCGGCUCUCAUGCAUUACAGACUGAUUGAUAAACCACCACUAACUACAUUAUCUGAACUCCUCUGGACUAAUCCGAUGACAGCAGCAGUAGUUUCACAGCUCUCUGUGUUUUUGCACACACGUUAGGCUACCUCUGCUUUCACAUCAGCUUUAUAGUCUUCUGUAGUUCCCUUCCGCAGCAUGUCAAAUACCAACCUGUUAGCUGCCUGCUCAUUAAACCCCUUGACUUCCACUAACACUGUUACAGUAUCGUCGCCCACCUGUUUAAUCUUCAGUUUAGCCAGCAGUGUCCUUACAGCAUCAUCAUGUCGCUGCACGCUCACACACACACACACACACACACACACACACAGGACUCGCUGUGCAGGAGUGGUUAACUGGAACAACGGUGUGGUUAUGUACAUUUUGUAAAUGGUGCCUGAUUCCCUGAAGUCUUGGACCUUACAUGUGAAGGAUUGUUCCGGUUUUUGUAAUUUGAUUUUAUGUCAGGAUCAUAACAGCUUAGUGAGUUUAUUCCUUUAGCCUUUACGACCCCAUGACUCACACCAGGUCUAAUUAUGAUCUCGUCUGACUGGUGUGAGUGUCAUUAAUGAUUAUAAUUGACUCUGCUGACCGGGCGACUUUUAUUGUUCUGAUGGUGCAUACACGUCACAGUCGGUCGAGGUCAAACGGAUAGAGGAUCGGCACAGAAUGACCUGACUACUCAAAAAGCAAUAAUAUGUUUUUGCGGUAAAUGUAGAGAUAGAUCAGCCUUUAAAAUAAUGUUUUUGGAUAAAAGGUAUCAGUUAGGGUUAUCAUCAGUAUUAAACAUGUGUUCUUUAUUUGUCCGUUUUGCACAGAAUCAGUCUCUAAAUUGCAUCUCUUGGUUUUUAAUAUUUGGUGUCGGCUCACACUGCGAAGAAUACUUGAACGUAGUUUCUUAGAACUCUUCUCAUGUGUCGGUCAAAGUGUAAAUUUCCCACAGCUGUUAGAUGAACCACCUCUGUAAGGUUGACUCCAUGUGUACAGACUCCAGUCUGUCUUCAAAUGUAAAAUACUGAAUGCAGAUCUGAAACUGUAGAUCCCUUACACUGUUAAUGCAAACGAUGAUAAACUAAAAAUCUAAA